AUGGCGCCGAGUGAAAGAUCCGCGUGUUACGUUCAUCCUUCGAAUUAUCUGAGAUGGUCCGAUGAGAAGCCAGAUCCGAGGAAGAAUGCUGGUAUUGUACUGAACUAUCCGGGGAGAAGUGAAUAUCAGGAUCAGUAUCUGAUACCCACAUUUGUAGAAACCGGUAUGGAUAAGACUAUGCCACCAGCCACACAUCGAGCCACGUUUGAACAACCACCGGGAAUAUGGGGACGCGGUUCCAUGGUUGGAAUUGAUCCGGCCCAGGUGCAAAAUAAGGGUUACGGAGUAAAUCCACGACCGGACUAUUUGCGGGAGUUCGCUAAACCACAGGAACCGCAUCCUGCCGAUUUGGAGUUUCCCAAAUCUGAAACUGCUACAAGCUAUGUGUGGCCCGAAUUACCUAAACCAAAAGAACUACCACUGGCGAUGGAGUAA
Messenger RNA from Echinostoma caproni, 435 nucleotides. The record is from the annotation of a GenBank genome assembly. Lineage: Eukaryota; Metazoa; Platyhelminthes; Trematoda; Plagiorchiida; Echinostomatidae.